AUGCUUGCGACGCUGAGGUCCUUGGCCCCAAAGGACUGGGACACGGAGCACGAGGUGGCGUGGAACUGGCUCUGGGAGAACGUGGAGCGGGUGCUGAAGGUGCAGCUGAGCAAGCCCAAGACGCUGGAGCGUGCUCUGACGCACUUCAUCGCCUCCCUCUCGGAGGAGCAGGCCACCUACUUCCGCAAGGAGCUCUACAAGCGCUUCUUCUCCUUGGCGCCCAGUGGCCAGGACUACUUCAAGCAGUCCACCACCCGGCUGUACUUCUUGGCGGAUCGGGUGGUGGAGAUGACGGUGGAGAUGUUCCGUGAGCCGCGGAAGAUGGUCCAGGAGAUCAGCGGAUUGGGCUUGAGACACGUGGGCUGGGGCAUUCCCCCAGAGCUCUUCGGGCCCUACACCUCUGGCGCGGUGGAGACGGUACGGUCCAUGACCACGGAUGACAAUACCCAAGCGGCCUUCCGAUUCUCGCUCUCGCUGAUCGCAAAGAUCUUGGUGCGGGCUGUGUCCGAGGGAUCCACGCUGGUGAUGAGGGCCAUCAAUACCAACGCCGAGAGCGCCAUGAAGAAGGCCAUCGCCAUCGCCCCCCGGGGCAAGCGCGCCAUGGAGCUCCUGAACAUCUCCGUAGGCACUCAGUCCAUCUCUCCCCUCUUCUGGUCCAUCGAGAGCGGAAGCCUCAACAGCGCCCGCGCCAUGAUCGUGGACCUCUUGACCAUCCGCGCGGACCGGGACGUCUACUACUAUGGCUGCGAUGCGAUGUUUACGCGACAUCCUGACAUCAUCCUGCGGCUGUGCAAUGAUGCCUCCACCUUGCUUUGGACGUUGUUUGACGGCUUGGUGUGGCGAUCCCGCCUCGUGCAAGAUGGGCAACGCCGGGUGAACUACUACAUCAAGCACUUGGUGCAGGACUUGGAUGGGAACUUCAGCCCCGCGCUCAAGUGGCUGGCUCACCACAAGGACCCGAGGCUCGUGAGCCACGGGGUGGUCAUGACCUUUGCAGACCUCCUCUGGAACCGGCUGGCCUCCUUCCACUUUCUGCUAGGACGAGGCUACUUCCUCUUUACUCUUUUGGUGUUCAUCACCUCCCAGUCCUUCCUGGUGCCGGGAGAAGAGACGCUCUGGCGGAACAUUCUGACGUUUGUGUGCCGCUGCUUCCUAUAUUUGGGAAGUAUGAGCAAGCUCCUCUUCGACCAGUGCAAGCUGAGUUGCACCGGGUUGCGGGCGGGGGAUUACCAAUGGUAUUGGUUCAUCCCGGUGCCGAACUACUUGAAAGGCACCCAGCAGGCGGGCAGCGCUCUGCUGGUGCUGCUGCUGAUCCUGAUGUACGCGCAGGAGCCGAUCUUGUGGUGCGUGUCCUUUGCCGCGCCGAACCCUUCGGCGCUGCCCUUUACCACCACCUGCCUCGAGGCGCAGGAUGUGAUGACGUCCUACACCAUCUUCUCUUGCUUGGCCAUGCUGAUCUACUGGGCGCUGCUCAUGGACUUCACCUUGCUGUCCAUGCGUAUCUCCGCCUUCGUGCUGGUUUGUGGCAACGUCUUGGCGGACGUGGGCCUUUUCUCGCUGGCCCUGGUCUUCUUGAUCCUCGCCUUCGCCACGGCCAUCAGCUCCUUGAACCACCACCUCGUAGAGUUCGACGGCGUCGGGCCCUGGCUCUCGGGCCUACUGCAGAUCACGCUGGGCAUGUUCCCGCCCGCGAAGUACGCGGACUUCCGCGCGGACGUGCCGGUGCUCAUCGCGGUCUCCGUCUUUGUGGCGGUCAUCAGCAUCUUCUUGGUGAACCUGUUGGUGGCCCAGUUGAACCAGUCCUACCGUGACAUCUUCGAGGACAUGCAGGGCUUCGCGCGACUGAAUCGUGCGGGCGUCACCGCCGACAUCAUCGAGCAGGUGAGCCGGAAGCGGUGGUCCAAGUUCUUGUCCCACCUCCGCUUCGAUGAGCCCCUGGAGUUCAACGAGGGCGACGUGGGCGUGGCUGGCGGCAUGCAAGUUCUGGAGCCAGCCAAUGCCAAUAUGGUCACGGAGGACAGCAUCAAGCGCUACGGGGGCCCCACUGCGCCCUCUGCCCCGUGGCCCCAGGACACGGACGAGGCCAACGACGACGACCGCUUCCAACGCCUCGAGAAGCUCAUCGUGCGGGCCACCCGGAAGAAGGGCGGCAGCAAGGGCCACAAGGGCGGCAGCUCCACCAUGGACGCCUCGGACCUGGGGGAAUCGGAGCAGGGCUCCGACUUCAACAAGUCAUCCUCCACCUGA
Messenger RNA from Effrenium voratum, 2247 nucleotides. NCBI's taxonomy places the organism in Eukaryota, Dinophyceae, Suessiales, Symbiodiniaceae. The record is from the annotation of a GenBank genome assembly.